Phyllotreta striolata is the source of this 1685-nucleotide messenger RNA. The record is from the annotation of a GenBank genome assembly. NCBI's taxonomy places the organism in Eukaryota, Metazoa, Arthropoda, Insecta, Coleoptera, Chrysomelidae.
AUUUAAUAAGAAACUUAGUCACAUUUGAAUGCAUUACUAAAUUAAUUAAUUUUAAUGAUAUUAGUCACAAUGACUGCAAAAUAGCCUCCAGGUAUAACACAGGUACUCCUACAGCAUUUAAUUUAAUAUCUUCUAAUAUGACGUAAUAUUUAAAACGGUAUAUGAUACACAUAUCUAAUAACCAUCUAAUACGAAAAAUAACAACAAGAAUUUUAAUUACACAACAAGUUAAUUAAUUAACGUACGAAUCAUUUCACAGAUAAACAAGUACACACGCUUGUUACUCUAAUCAUAAAAACUCCGUCGAUUAGGUACAAGCAAAUACAAUUAAUUAGAACAGCGUAAAUUCGAAUUUCGCUUCGACAAAAAUCUCACAUUGUAAUCUAUUUACGGGAGAGAUUACAUACGAAAUCGAAAAAAACGAACAAUCGUAGAUUUAGAUAUAUUAAUAACGAGAACACAAUCACACAGAAGCAUGUCCGACCUUCGUUAUUCCACAAUAAAUCGGUACAAAACAACGUCGAAAUUAGUAACAAUCCGCGAUUCUUCGAUUCGAUCAUCGAUGUCGAGAUAAUUUCCACGUUUAGAAAUAUUCAACUAUACCUGUUCUCUUAAUAGCUGCUUCAUAUUUCUCUUCGACUUCAGUCGAUUGCGGUUUAGUUUAUUGCUAGGAAGUGUCGAAAUGAGCCACAAACCCACUGUGAUCGUGUCUUCUCAAAGGACAUCCUAUAUCAGAGAUGAUGCAUCUAGCGGCAUUCUCGGCGUUAAUGAAUUCAGCAAUAAGAACAUUUGGAAGGCUUUGGUAGCGGAAUGUUUGGGUACCUUUGUUUUGGUACUCAUCGGCACCGGUUCUUGUAUUAACAUGGGGGAACCCACCACCGAUGUAGUACCAUAUGUUAGAAUCGGUUUCACCUUUGGAUUGACUAUAGCAACUCUGGCUCAGGCAAUCGGCCACAUUAGCGGUUGUCACAUAAACCCCGCCGUUACAUUCAGUUUACUUUUAACCGGCGACAUUAAAUUAGCAAAAGCCAUUUGCUAUGUAAUCGUCCAAUGCGUCGGAGCAAUCGGGGGAUCGGGAUUAUUAAAAUUAAUAGUACCGGAUUCGAGAGUUGGCGGAUUCGGCGUGACCGCCAUCGGCGACAAAGAAAUGACCGCCGUGCAGGGGAUGCUGAUGGAGGCGGUCCUGACCUUCCUGCUGAUAUUCGUCAUUCACGGAGUCUGCGAUUCCUACAGGAAGGACGUGAAAGGAUCCGCUCCGUUGGCGAUCGGCUUGGCGGCGGCGGCGGCGCAUUUCUGCGGGAUACAAUAUACGGGAUCGAGCAUCAAUCCGGCACGUUCGUUCGGUCCUGCUGUUAUCAUGAACUCCUGGGUGGACCAUUGGAUUUACUGGGUGGGACCUCUAUUGGGGGCGGCUGUGGCCGCCGCUUUCUACAGGCUCCUCUUCAAGGUGCACAAGGAAGAAUCUUACGAUUUGUGAAUGAAUAUACUCCGCCGCGUUGUUUGUAGGAUUUAAUUAAAAAACAUGCUAAUUUUUAUGUUAUAUUUUUUUUAUGUAAAUAAAGAGUUUUAAUCCGCGAUCGGAGAGGUGUGGAAGAGGUAACUUAUUUAUUCUUUGGAGCAGUACUCACAUUGUAUUCAAACGGAAUUGUAAAUAAAAUAUACGGAAUUACUAAAAAUUGUGUAGA